Molecule: messenger RNA, 1788 nt
Organism: Ostertagia ostertagi
Lineage: Eukaryota; Metazoa; Nematoda; Chromadorea; Rhabditida; Trichostrongylidae
Source: the annotation of a GenBank genome assembly
AUGUCUUUCUACACCAACAUUUUCAGAGGUCUCUAUCCGCGGUCUUGGACUUGUUACGAUGUUAAAGCCCUCAACAUUAAAGUCAUCAUCCGACAAAUUUCUCCAGUGCUACCAAACAAUUACGAGGACUCAAGUCUUCCGGUGAGCUGUUUUGUUGUGACAGUCCAAAAUGACAGCUCGGAUGAUCUUGAAGUGUCAAUUGCGUUUACCUUCCGUAAUGGUACAGGCAAUCGUCGGUGGGAGAAUGAGUCCGAGUGCACAUUUGCGAGAUUUACCGAUGGCAAUGUGUCUGGUGUGACAUUAGCUCAUACAAUUUCCCAACUACCUUGCACAUAUGGUCUAGCGACGUCAUCUGAUCCAUCUUCUUCGAGUCAGAUCUCGAUCUGUCAUAGGUUUGAUCCAUCGAAAUCAGGCAGCGCUGUGUGGGCAUCGUUGCUUGAAACUGGCGAUUUACCAGUCCAAGAUAACGAGUAUUCCUCGAGCUGUUCUGAAUUAGCCGUAGGUGUCUGUAAUCGCUUCCGUGUGGCAGCUAAUAGCUCUCAAUCAAGAGAUUUUGCCUUGUCUUGGGACAUGCCAGAUGUUACAUUCGGUGCUUCCGGGCGAUGGUAUAAGAGGCGUUAUACCCGAUUUGUCCGAGGCGCUUCUUGCUUAUGUGCUCGUGCAAUACGACGCCGAGUGGAGUGGGAACAUGCUUUGGAUGAAUGGCAGAAUCCCAUUUUGGAGCAUCCUUUGCUUCCGGAAUGGUAUAAGUCGGCCAUAUUCAACGAGCUGUACUUUAUGACUGAUGGAGGAUCGUUGUGGUUUGAAUUUGACGAUAACUGGUCCAAGAUUGAAACUCACUUGAGUGAUUACACGACGAAUCUUAUGCGAAAAUACGGCCGGUUUGGAUAUUUGGAGUCUUGGGAAUAUCGCAUGGUGAAUACCUACGAUGUCCACUUCUAUGCUUCUUUUGCACUGGCUCAGUUGUGGCCGAAUAUCGAGCUAACUGUCCAGGCAGAGUUUACCGAUCAUAUUGAACACUCGGUGGACACUAACAUCACAUUCCAUAUGGAAGGCGACGUAGCACGGUUGAAAACUAGCAGUCGUGUACCACAUGAUUUAGGAAAUCCAGCUGAUGAGCCAUGGCUAUGUACAAAUGCUUAUGUAAUGCAUGAUACGGGAAAAUGGAAGGAUCUCAAUCUAAAGUAUGUGCUCACAUCGUGGCGUGACCAUGUUGCAUUACCUCGGUUGCCGGGAGAUAACUCGUUCCUCGAACACGCUUGGCCUGCAGUACAGAAAUUGAUGUCGGAAGCGCUUCAAGAGUGGGAUAAAGACUCUGAUGGAAUGAUCGAGAAUUUCGGGAAAGCCGACCAAACUUACGACGCGUGGCGAAUGGAGGGCGUAAGCGCUUACUGUGGUUCUCUAUGGUUGGCCUCUCUUCGCGUUGCGGCUGAAAUGGCUCGUACUCUUGGCUAUGCCGAGAGCGAAAAACUUUACAUGACAACACUGGGCAGAGCGAAGAAGGUAUUCAUCGAAAAGUUGUGGACGGGAUCGUAUUUUCGGUUCUGUGAGAGAUCUCGAAGUCGGGAAUCCAUUAUGGCAGACCAGUUGUGUGGCGUGUGGUUCUUGCAAUCGGUCUCACCUCAUCUAGCAGCCGAUGUGCUACCAGAUCAUAUGGUGCGCAUGGCUCUAAAAACAAUUUACGAUUAUAAUGUGUGCCGAUUUGCCGGUGGAAAAAUGGGAGCUGUGAAUGGAAUGCGACCUGAUGGGCGUGUCGAUAGGGAGUACAUUCAGGUAGGGAUCAUUUGA